Penicillium mononematosum is the source of this 2514-nucleotide messenger RNA. RefSeq lists its product as uncharacterized. Lineage: Eukaryota; Fungi; Ascomycota; Eurotiomycetes; Eurotiales; Aspergillaceae. The transcript has a single exon. The record is from RefSeq and is a predicted model, not a curated record. The coding region runs from base 1 to 2514 and encodes 837 amino acids.
AUGCGCCCGGCGCUUCUGCGACUGUUGAAGAGGCCGUCCGCCGUCUCGAUUCUCGACACCCUCACAGCUACACCCAUCGGGAUUGAGCAAUUGGAGUCCAGAUACAAGUGUCUACGAUGUCAUUCGGGCAGCGGCAAACAAGAACCGCUCGAGAAACCCGACAAUAGGCCGACCCGGCAUCAGCUUGAGGAUUCAUGCCGAGCGAAACGGCCAUUCAGCUUCCCCAUCUACGACCUUGAGGCCUCGAACGAAUCAAAUACCUUUGCGCCCACACUUGUGGAGAACCAAACACAUAAUAACACGACACAAUGCCCUAUCAGACUUCUAUCUCUCCGACCGGACAAGCUUGAAUUCGAAUCGGAUGUCGGACACCUCAACAACAUUGGAACGCGAUUAGUGGACAAUCCGGAGCAUCGAAAUAAUCUCGAUCUGUGGGAGGAGCUUCUUCGAUACCGUCAGCGCCAUUACGGCGACAAUGGCACACUAGAAAUAUGGGAAGGGUUGAGGGUCCGAGUGGAUGGUGUACGGCUUCCAGUUGCAGGAGGGCAAGCGGACUUCUUUUGGCAGAACUUUGUGGACAUGGGAUUGAGACGAGAACUUUUUCUCAAGGAGGUUAUUGACUAUGCUGUCAUUCUACGUGAGCAGCAAGGCAACGGAUGGCCACAGUUGUAUGAGCGUGUGGUCGGUGGACUUCUUGACCAAGGCUUGACGAAACGUGCGGUCGAAUGGCACAAGAAGCUUCAAAGUUCUCAUUUAGCCAGCGCAAACGAUGUGCUGAAAAUUCUUCCCUCGGCGAUCCGUUCCUCGUCUCUUCCGGCUGGCACGGAAUUUGCGACUUCGGCUGAUCUCCAGCGGUCGUCCUUGUCGCCGGGAUUGCAGGCAUUCCAAGCCAUAUGCUCCACGACACCCGACCAUAACUUUUAUGGCCCUGUCAUUGCGAUGCUCAUGCAGCAAGGCCACGGCGAGGCGGCGAUCUCAAUGCAUCAUUUCCUUGCUCGACGUCAGGAUCACCCACAGAGCCCCGACGAGAUACAACCAUUGCUGGAAUAUGUUGAGAAAUUUGGGCUGCGGAAAGAGUUCAAUCGGCUCCGUGGCUAUGUCAAAAAACGGUUUGAUACCGAAGCUUCGAUUGAUCAACCUGGCCCAAUAGAUACAGCCCCGAAAUCCGAGGAGAAGGGGUCGCAAGACGAAAAACCCUUCAAGGACGACAUUGGUGCUAAGCUGUUUGCUACUCGCGCUCUCAAUUUCGAUAUGAUUGUUGGCGGCCUGAAGAUGCUCGGUGUAUCAGAGAUCGGUCACCGGACGUUGCGCGAACUAGCCACGAGAGCUCACGGCAACCAAGAUCUCCUGGACAAGCUUAAAAUACUUAAGCAGUCCGGCAUUUCUAUAGGAAGCACUGUAUUCUCGCGCUUGAUUCAAAAACUUGCCUCCCAAAACCGCGACAUCCUUCUCUCCGACUUCCUCCGCAGCGAUCAGCAUCCUGACAUUCUCGAAGACAAGCGUAUGCAGGAGUCAAUGUUGGUAUCUUACUACAUGGCCCGGGAUUGGCGACUGUAUAAUAUGACUCUAGCGGUGUUGACGGAACUAUACCCGGGCGCACCAGACCUCUACGACAUCCACUUUCGAAAGCAUAUCGCGGCCUGGGAAUUGAACGCGGCAUCUAAGGUCGCCGACGAGCUAGCCCUCCGUGGGCGGACGUUGGGCGAAGACAGCGUGGAUUUCAUGGCCGAGCAGAUUCUCACCCCUCGGCGAAUGAACCAUCGCCCGCCGCCGGGCCAACGCCUGUCCGCCGUCGACGAAGUGAUGUUCAUCUUCAAGGUUCUAAAGCGUGUGGUUCCCGCCGGAGGGUAUGUUAGUGCUGCAUUCUGGGUUGAGAUGCUCAAGCGUCUUGGCAUGGCAGAUGCGUGGGCAGACUGGGAUAAACUCCGAGAUUGCUGCCAGUGGCUCGUCCGACAAUACGCUGAAAGCCGUGACCAAAAGCCUGGGGUGAAUUUUGCACCCGCGAAACCGUCCCUUGAUCCCACCAAGCAGGCCAACGGUCGCGAUCGGCGGAUGCUCGAUCUGGUCUUUACCCCACAAAUGCAAGCGGCCAUCGUCUCCUGGGGCUUCAUGUUCCGAGUAUUGGACACCACCGCAUCUAAAUUUACCGUCGCCCCGCCCAACUCCCGAACGGAUGAAAAACUCAUUCCAUGGGUACGGGGGCUGAUUCUACUUCGAGAGCUGGAACAGUCCGGUCUUCGUCUUGACAAGCGAUUGAUCUCACAGGCAGUUCGCCACCGGCUGGCCAUGCUUUACAGCCACCAUGUUUUGUCAGCGCGGCGCAUGAACCGCAUGCUGCGGCGGCGGAACCCGUAUUCCCUACAGCAAGUGUUGAACGAUGUGUUCCAGGCCUGGGGCGAUCCAUCUCUCUUUGAUGGGAUGGAACAGAACUUGGAGCAGCUGGUGAACCCGCCACGAGCGAGUAGAACGAAGCGACGUGCUCCUGGUAUACGUUUGUCGCUUAAAGGACUAUGA